UUCUGUCUCUGUUUUUUCCACGUGUCCUGUUGAAAUGUUGGCCUCUGCAGUGUUCCAUAGAAACCCUGUUUAUAUGUCACCAAUGGUAACGGGACAGUUCAGUUUCUUCGGGCGGUGUUAAAAGAUUUUAGCCGCAUUUGGAGAGUUUAAAAGAUGACUGCGCGAAGUAAAUAUAGUAUAAAGUGAAAUUUAUUACACGUUCACACUAUGUCGGAAAUACUGUGCAAGUGGCUGAACCAGGAGUUGAAGUUGUCAAAGACCCUAGACCCCAGGGAUUUUGCCAAGGAUUUUUCCAAUGGUUACCUAAUUGGAGAAAUUCUUCACAAAUAUCAAAUGCAGACUGAUUUCCAUAUGUUCCUGAAGAGAGAUAAUUCCAUCGCCAAGACGAAUAACUUUACACGACUGGGACCGACUUUAAAGUUGCUGGGGAUCUGCUUUGACAAAAACACAGCCCGAGAUCUGAUGCAUGAGAAGGAGGGUGUAGCGACUCACCUUCUGUACCAACUUUAUGUCUCGCUUGAAAAGAGAGAGAAAGCAGAAAGCCGCAGAACAAUGAGGGAAACUGAUCAACCUAGAAGCAGAGCUGUUUUGGACAAAAAGGAACCCGACUUCUCCUCUCGGCUCCCUCGGGUAGUAAAACAGGAUUCAGACCAGAAUCUUCUGAAAAUUUCCCAGCACUUCAAGGAUAAACACCAGAAAGUCGAUGACAAAUCUGUGGUGACCCAAUCCAACCCACAACAGAGGCUUCUCAAAGUGCAUAACAGGACAAAAAUGGACAGCAAAGAAAAGGUGUAUCAUCAAGAGCACAGUGACGUGACGGGUAACCAAACUGACGUGCCAAAGCUGCCUUCCUCUACUUUAUAUCUUAAUAUGAAGCAGAGACAACAGCGACACAAACGACGAGAAGUCCAGCUAGUUCAAACUGAUAUUGCUCAAUUUGAAGAAAGGAAAAACAAACAGGUUCCUUCUGAUAGUGUUAGCUCAUCGAGCGUCAAACGGGACUGUGAAGGUUUUGGAAGUGAACAAAAGCUGAUGCUACAAUCCAGUGACGAGUACAUACAGGAGAUCCGACAGCGGUUGAAGGAGAAUGAGAUGGCUUACAAAAGGAGAGGACGAAGAAUCGACCAGUUUUUGGCGGAGCAGUUAAAAGUUAUUGAAGCUCAGCAGGAUGUGCAACGAGAGGAGCAAAUGGUGAGGCGUCUGACACGUCAGACUAAGCAGGAACAGCGCUUGGCUGCUCAGCUAAUGCAGAUACGUAGGCAGAAAGAAGUGAUUCGGGACAAUCGCCUGUUCAGGGAACAGCAGUACCAACAGAGGAGAGAAAAGGACUUCCAGGAGGCUUUGGAGCGAGAGGCAGUUUUGGCUCAGCAAGCUAAACAGUCUCGUGAAGAAGAUAUCAAAAAGGAGCUUGAACUGUGUAACAGGAUCGCUGCAGAACGUGUUCAAAGCAGACACAAAAAGCAUUUUGAAAACUGCAAAGACAUUUUGGGGCAGAUUAUGGACUUGGCAACCAAGACUGGAGAAUAUCGUCAGCUCACUGAGAAAUUAAUUCCAAAGACACAAAUGAAAAAGUGGAAGGAAUUAUUCUUCGUAGGUCUUCCUCUUUAUGAGCCGUUAAAAAGCAGCGAGUCAGAGGAUGAGUUGUCCGCUUUUCUCCACCCUGCAGCGCUUAAAAAACAGAAAAUACUCAACAACCUGGAUUAUUACGAAUACACGAAUAUGGUAGGUGAAUGGGCUUGGCCAAAGCAAGAUGAAACAAAAUCACCACCAAGCCCCAGCAACAUUCUUGUACAUGUUGUCCAACGACUGGAAAAUAUUGUUCAUCCACCCUUCCUUAAACCAUCCUCCCCUUCAUUUGCUCACGCUCCCAUUAAGGCCUGCAUACUGGGCAAGGUUUGCUCAGGCAAGACUACCUGCCUGGCUAAGAUUGCUGAAGCGCUUGAUAUUUGUGUUUUAUCUGCUGACACACUGAUUGAGGAGAGACUGAAGUCUUAUAAGAAUAAAAAGCAGUUACCCACCUGGCUAACACAAGGAACCAUCUCAAAUGAAAUGUUAGUGGACAUUGUGGUUAACGCAAUCAGUCAGAUUCCAGCUCAGUCAGGUUGGAUCCUGGAUGGCUUUCCUUGUGACAUCAUCCAGGCUCAUCUGCUAGAGAAAGCCCUGGGUGGGUUUGUCGAUGAAGUAAAGGAAACUGUAAGCAACACAACAAACCUUGCUGCAGAUCCGGAUCCACCCAGUCCCUCACCACGCCCUGCGCCUGUUCUGGAUUUGGUUCUUCUUCUGGAUGUCUCUGAUGAGUGUGUGGUUAGACGGGCGUACAGCUAUAAUGACACAGAUGCUGCUGUUCCAGCCUCCCGAACUUCAGAUUUGUAUGUUGCUCAGAUCUCAAACAGGAUCGCAGCAUUUCAGGAUGCCUGGCCAGAGCUGGAGAAAUGGUUUGGUGAAAAGCAAAACAUUUUGGCCCGAGUCAGUGCAGAUGUAGAUGAAGGGGAGCUGUACAGCGUGGUGGAAUCCAUCUUGCAACAAGUAAUCCGAAAAAGACAUGAAGCUUUUGCUGACCCUGAAGAUGUGCUGUCUGACAGAGCAAAAUCACCGGGCACUCCUUUAACGCUUGCGAAGCAACCAUUAGCUUCUACUGACAACGACCUUGGCAUCACGACACGCUGCUCCAUUCUUAAGGAGGAUAAGCUCCAACGGAACACUGGAAAUGUGUCACCUUCCUCAGUGCCCAAUGAGGACAAUCAUGACGUUUCAAAGGACCAGUCAGAGACCACCUCUUCACACCGAGGUUCAGCCCGUCAGCUCUUUGUGGAUGAACCCCUUCCUUUGGAGACAGCAGAGUACCUCUGCUCUCUCUGGGACAACGUGUGUGAGUCUUACGUGAAUAAUGUAAAGCAAGUAAUGGAGCAGCUGCGCUCACAACUCACUGCUAUUGAUUUGGACCUUUUCAGUAUCAGAGAAAGAUACAAGCAUUACCUGGGUCGCCCCGACUUGAAGCAGGAACUAGUUUCUCAGUGGCAGAAGGUCUUCAAUAGCAUACCUGAUGAUAUGAGAGAAGAUGAGGAUACCAAAACAGAGCUGCAUUUGAGAGUGGAUGAUUUAUGUGAGCAGCUGUGGGACAUUAUUGACAGCCAUAAAAAGGAAAACGAGCAAGAGAGAGCCACCCUCACAAGUAAUGGCUGGCUAGAAACCCACACUUCUCUCCUUGUCAACCACCACUCUAUACUAAUACAGAUAGAGCUGAGACGGUUUUGGGAAACGCUCCAUCUUUUAAGGGUCUAUUAUUGGAGCAUGCACAUGCAGGUGCCGCCACUCUCCAAUCUUUGUCCCAUCACCUUAUUAAAAUCUGAAAGUACAGAUCAGGAAGAGAGACCUCCUGACUCUACAGGCUCUACAAAAGCUAAAUCUAAAGUGGAAGGCAAGGGUCAUCCAGAACCUGAGAAGGUCAGAUUUCCUGCCACACUCACAUCAGGUUAUACAAAAUCAACCUCCAAAGUGGAAGGCCAAGCUAAUCCAGAACCUGAAAAGCCAUCACAUGAGAAACUCAUCUCAGACUACAUGGAAGCCAUUAAAGCCAUCAGCACUUUGGUGUCAGCAGAAGCCCAGCAGAGGGAGACAAAUGAGCAGCAAGAAACUGUACAAGAGAAAACAAAAACAACGAGGAAGAAAUCUGCCAGUUCAAAAAAGGCUGAAAAAGAAAAGAAGCCAGCUCAAAAACAGACAGAUGAAGAUGUAGAGAAGACACAAACUCAAAUCCUCCCAGAGAUAACUCAUCAAAUAAUAAAGAAAUUACAACAAGAAUAUACAGCUGCACUAAAUCAUGAGGAGAAUGCAGCGAAGGUGCGCAUUGAGCUGGUAAAAGAUCGUGGUCUGGUGUCGGUUCAGUCCUUGGAAAACAGAGCACAUGAGGUUUUUACCAACAUGGAAAAAUGGUUUCAAGAACGCUAUCUGUCAGAAAUGAAGUGCGUUGACCAACUCUCACAUGUGGUUCGUCACAUUAUAGAGACGGGUGCUAAGCUGCAGUAUGAGCUAGUGUUGAGAGGCUGUGAUUUCUACUUGAAUGGGGACUGUCUUUUGGUACCAAGUCCAACCCCUCCUCCUCGUCCAGCUCCUUUUGAGAAUCCAAUACAAUCCACACCAACUAUUGCUCAGUUAGAAUCCCUACACCAUCAUCUACUCAACCUCGCUCCAUCAGGCCUUAUGUCCUGCUCUGAGUUGUCAGAUUUCCUUGAAGACACAGCUUCCAUCAACAAAGGCAGAAACAUCCUGCCUCAGCCCUGGACAAAUAUAAAUGAAACACAGUUGAUAGAGAUUGUGUCUUUACUGAAGGACGAGUUCGAGCAGAUAGACUGGCGACGUUUUCUGCUCAGUGCUGCCCUUCCUUGGCCGUUUCCUUCACUGGCGCAGCUGCUAGAUGUACUGCAACGUUUCAGAACAGCGGAUGCUGAUGGCACAGGCUACGUAAACCAGGAACAGUAUCUCCAGACAGAGUUAUGGUUUUCCAGUGAGACUGACCAGAAUGUUCCUGAAGACCCUUCAGAGCCUUUACCUUACAACCAUCUAGCUAACCUACGCGAGUUCUUUUUCCAGCUGUUUGCAGAACACUCUAUGUCUCCUCCACGACUGGAUUAUGUGUCCAUGCUGCUGUAUUUUGCAGCCGACCCUAACCCCCAACAGGGUUUCAUCAGAGCUCUCAGUGUAGUCUUAGGAGAGUAUGUCGGUCGGCCUCCAUCAAGCCUUCUGGUAAAGUCUAUGCCGAGCUUAGAAGAAGCCACAGAGAUCUACUCAGAUCCUUUUGGAGACUACAUGGAGGAGGAGUUCUUGUUUGCAUCAAGCUGCUCUUCCAGGGAUCAGGAAGUGUCAGUUGCUGCGCUCCUUAAUGUUAUCUGCCACAAAGUUGCCCAGACGAAAGACAAAACCUCUCUUCCUCCUGGAUGCCCGAGUCAGGAGCAGCGCCUGGUGAACAUGUACAGAGAGCUGGGAUAUCAGCCUGAGGAUUCUGUGCCUUUCUCUAUCCUUUCUAAACACCCUUACUCUAAAAAGCUGAUAGAAACCUCAACACAAUACCAGUUUGUGAACAUUCAUAAAGUGUUGCUUGGAUGAAGAGCGUUUAAGGAGAGGCCUAACAAUGUUUUCUUCUGUUUUCACCUCUUUGUCAAAUAAAAACAAGACAUGCCAACA
Molecule: messenger RNA, 5181 nt
Organism: Austrofundulus limnaeus
Lineage: Eukaryota; Metazoa; Chordata; Actinopteri; Cyprinodontiformes; Rivulidae
Gene: spef2
Product: sperm flagellar 2
Exons: 36
Coding region: 208-5103 (1631 amino acids)
Biological process (GO): sperm axoneme assembly
Cellular component (GO): manchette; sperm midpiece
Molecular function (GO): protein binding
Source: RefSeq, a predicted model, not a curated record